Messenger RNA from Oryza brachyantha (malo sina), 758 nucleotides. RefSeq names its product AP-4 complex subunit sigma. The record is from RefSeq and is a predicted model, not a curated record. Gene Ontology annotation, biological process: protein transport; vesicle-mediated transport. Gene Ontology annotation, cellular component: intracellular membrane-bounded organelle. Lineage: Eukaryota; Viridiplantae; Streptophyta; Magnoliopsida; Poales; Poaceae. The coding region runs from base 145 to 576 and encodes 143 amino acids. The transcript has 4 exons.
CAAAAUAAAACUGAAAAAGAAAAAAAAAGAGUAAGAAACAGCAAGUUGCCGCAGGUGCGAGGCGAGAGCUUCAGAGUCGCGAGGUUGAAGACGACGCCUUGGAACAGAACAAGGAAGAGAGAGGGGGGAAGAGGUCGCCACGCCAUGGGGAUCCGGUUCGUGCUGUUCGUGAACAAGCAGGGCCAGACGCGGCUGGCGCAGUACUACGAGCACCUCUCCAUCGACGAGCGCCGCGCCCUCGAGGGCGAGAUCGUCCGCAAGUGCCUCGCCCGCACCGACCAGCAGUGUUCGUUCGUGGAGCACCGCAACUACAAGGUGGUGUACCGGCGGUACGCCUCCCUCUUCUUCCUCGUCGGCGUCGACAACGACGAGAAUGAGCUAGCUAUUCUUGAAUUCAUUCAUCUCUUUGUUGAAACUAUGGACCGCCAUUUCGGCAAUGUGUGUGAACUGGACAUCAUGUUCCAUCUAGAGAAGGUGCACUUUAUGCUGGAGGAGAUGGUGAUGAAUGGCUGCAUAGUAGAGACAAGUAAACAGAACAUCUUAGCACCAAUCCAGCUUAUGGAGAAAACUUCUUAGAGUAGCACUCUGUAACUACCUAGUUCAUACUCUCUUCCUCUGUGGUGCUGUACCUUUCAUCUAGUUGAAAGCAUAAAACAAUGUGUCUGCUGUUCUGCACAUAUUAUUGAAAUUAAGUGACAUGAGAUGAUAAAUUGCUUUUAUUAUGCUAAGUACAAAAAUGCAAUGCAUUUGUUUUUUCA